Messenger RNA from Cornus florida, 1185 nucleotides. RefSeq names its product actin-depolymerizing factor. Gene Ontology annotation, molecular function: actin filament binding. Gene Ontology annotation, biological process: actin filament depolymerization. The transcript has 3 exons. NCBI's taxonomy places the organism in Eukaryota, Viridiplantae, Streptophyta, Magnoliopsida, Cornales, Cornaceae. Gene Ontology annotation, cellular component: actin cytoskeleton; cytoplasm. The coding region runs from base 524 to 943 and encodes 139 amino acids. The record is from RefSeq and is a predicted model, not a curated record.
AUUAUACUAAAUGAAAUGGUGUUAUAAUUUAAAUUACUUAAUAUAGUAAAUGAUAAGAUGUUAUAUAUAAUUAUUUGAUAAUGCUGUUAUAAGUUAUAACAAUAAUCGAAGCAGCCAAAUGGCACCCAAAAAAAAAAAAUGCUAAUGUCCCAAAUAGAUAAUGGUAUAUCAACUUUCUCCAAAAUUGGAUUGGGAGAACAAAAAUUAAGCAGAAAUAGUAAAAAAAAAAAAAAAAACAGGUAGGGAGUGAUAGGACAUGCCAUUGAAAGUUUAGAAUGUGAAAGCAAGUCAAGUUGGACAUUGUUGGAGAAUAAAGAGCAGAAAAAAUCCCAACCAUCAUUUUCUCCACCAAAAUCUGUCUUGUUUUAUGUAUAAAACCUCUAAAUUCGAAUAACCCCAAAAAUCAAGGAUCUCCUUUCUCUUUCUUACACCCCCCAACUCUCAUUUAUCCUCUCUGCCCUCCUUACCAUCUUCAUUCGCCCUUUCACUUUUCACAAGGCCCCUCUCUCAUUGGUCAACAAACAUGGCGAACGCGGCAUCUGGAAUGGCAGUGCACGAUGAUUGCAAGCUAAAGUUCUUGGAGCUAAAAGCAAAGAGGAAUUACAGAUUUAUUGUGUUCAAGAUUGAGGAAAAGAUUCAACAGGUGACGGUUGAGAAACUUGGGAAUCCUGAUGAAAGCUACGAUGAUUUUGCCGCCAGCAUGCCCGAAAAUGAGUGCCGCUAUGCCGUCUACGAUUUUGAUUUCACAACAGAUGAGAACUGCCAGAAAAGCAAAAUAUUCUUCGUUGCAUGGUCUCCUGAUACAUCGAAGGUGAGGAGUAAGAUGCUCUACGCCAGUUCCAAGGAUAGAUUCAAGAGAGAACUGGACGGCAUUCAAGUUGAGCUGCAGGCAACAGAUCCCAGCGAGAUGAGCCUUGACAUCGUGAAAUCGCGAGCACUCUGAGCUCCACACACACUCACUUUCACUCUUGGGGGGCCUUUUUUCCUACCUCUUCUAUGAUGUGGUAUGGACAUUAAUCCAAACACAAUGUAAUGCCAUAUGGUUACUAAAAGAUUUCAAAUCUCCUUCAUUGGGGCCUUUUCUUCUGCUUCUCUAUGAAUUGGUUCUAAUGUAUUUGUUUUCCUUUUGGCCUUUCAACUUGGUUCUACUCAUAAUCAAGUGAAACUUUAUGCCCUUUUUUGUAA